Nilaparvata lugens (brown planthopper) is the source of this 752-nucleotide messenger RNA. Its product is annotated as angiotensin-converting enzyme-like. Gene Ontology annotation, biological process: proteolysis. The record is from RefSeq and is a predicted model, not a curated record. The annotation marks the transcript as partial. The transcript has 4 exons. NCBI's taxonomy places the organism in Eukaryota, Metazoa, Arthropoda, Insecta, Hemiptera, Delphacidae. Gene Ontology annotation, cellular component: plasma membrane. Gene Ontology annotation, molecular function: metallopeptidase activity; peptidyl-dipeptidase activity.
GCAACCUGUGGGCGCAGACCUGGGACAACAUAGUCGACCUAAUCGUGCCCGACCUGGCAGCCCGCUUCAACCUGGACCGGAAGUUGAAAGGUGACCGGAAGUGGACUGUUCCAGAAAUGGCGCGCCGAGCCGAGGCGUUCUACACGUCCAUGUCACUGCCUCCCAUGACCGCCGCCUUCUGGAGGGAGUCCCGGCUGGAGAACCAAAAUGGCCGCCAGUGUCAUGGAACUGCUGCCAACAUGUUCCAGCAAGAUGACUACAGAAUUCUAAUGUGUGCUGAAUCUAGCAUGGAGGAUUUCUAUGUUCUACAUCAUGAACUGGGUCACAUACAGUAUUACAUGGCUUACAAAGAUCAGCCAGCAAUAUUCCAGGACGAUGCAAAUUCGGCGUUCCAUGAGUCAAUUGGUGAUGCAAUAAUGUUUGGAGUCAUGACUCCUGACCAUCUUGAACGUUUGGGUCUAAUAAACUCGGCUGAUGAUCCUGACCUGGACAUCUACCUACUGCUGAGAUCUGCCCUGAACAAACUCCCCCAACUGGGCUUCGGCCUGGCCCUGGAGCAGUGGCGUUGGGGGGUGCAAGCAGGGGGUGCAGGGGGGCACCAAAACCUCCCCUCGCACUGGAACACCCUCUGGUGGCGGAUGAGGGAACUACAUCAGGGAAUCCAACCGCCAACUCUACGCAGCGAUAGCUUUCACUUUGAUCCGGCCGCUAAGUUCCAUAUCGUCGAUAACACGCCCUAUAUCAGGUUUGGA